AUGCAGCCUACAGGCACCGUCCAGCCGUCGGUGAUGGAGCAGUCGUGGAGGCAAUACGUCUCUGCGCACGGCCUGGAGCCUGCGGUGGUUGGCAGCGACGAAUCGGAGCAGAUCCGAUACGCUGCCAUUCAGGAGCGCCUUGCUCAGGCUGAAGAGCAGCGGAAGGAGGAUGAGGACGCCCUUCUUCGGCACCACAGAUUGCUGUCACGAUGGCAGAGCGGCGGCAAGGGAGCCGACAUUGGGUCAUAUAUGCCCAGGCUCCGACGCAUCGCCAGGGCCGCCGAGGGCAUCGAGACGAGCCGAGACUUGCGACAGGAGGCCGCGCAGCGACACGAGUCGUUGCAGGAGUACUGUGAGCGGGAGUGGCCCCGGUUUUACCGCAAGACCAGGGUCCGCAUCGGCCACGGCCUCGAGUCGGUCGAAGCAGUCGUCUCCACGUCACAGUACAAUGCGGCGUACUAUGGCAGCCACCAAGGAGGGGACUACAUCUUCCGCCAUGUGCCCGAGGUGCUAGAGGAUGACGGGCAGGCGAUAUCCUGGUCCAGUGAUCUUGCAAAGGUGCGCUUCGCAGCCGCCAUCGGUGAGAACGAAGCCGAUGUGGAACGGUCCUUUGUGUACUGCGGCCAGGUGCCUCGACCCUUGCGCGAGUACCUCAAGCGCCUGCACGUGGUGGUCCUGGAGGUGAUGCAGAUUCUGAGCGGCAUCUCCAGCGUGUUUUCAGAGAUCUCAGACGACGCCUCCAUGGCUCCGACGAUGGUCUUCCGGCCCGACAGGCAACUCUCUGGCCCAAUGCUCGCCGACUUUUGCUCAUCGUGGAGCCACGCGCUUCACACGGCCAACCCAGUCACUGUUGAGUGGGCCAGGACCAAGCUCCGCGACGGUCCGAGAGUCCUCGAGUUUGCGCAGCUCCUGCACAGGAUACGUACCGCCGGGCUGCCCGAGGCUACAGGCUCCAUGUGGCCAUUGAUUGUGACUCUGGAAAAGGCCACCGGCCGGACCUUCUUCGAGAUGAUCGACGCGGCGGAUCUCGAAGCGGCGCGCAAAGCAAAGAGGCUGCUCCUGCACGAGAAGAGGUUUGAGCAUAUGUUCCUGUAUCAGACUCGUGAGGAUGAAAACACAAUGGAUAUCCACAAGUUUUACACUGACGACGUCUACCGCGACGCCCCCAACCACCCCGACCGCGUCUACACUCGCCUAGACGUCCGCGAAGCCUUGGAGGUUGCUGAAGGUCUCUGCCACGACAUUGAGCUCGACGACAGAGUCGCGGACCUGACAGAGUCAGACGCCUCCGACCCCGAAGACACGGAGCAGGCCCUCUCCGACUCUGAGCCGUUCGACGUCGGUCUCGAUAGACUGCUGCAUCCUCGGCGGAAAGAGUCCUCCGUGCACGUUGAGGAUCACCGCGAACGCCGCCCUUCGAAGCGAAGACGCGAGAAAACUCUCUCACGCGAGACUCCCGUAUCGAAGAAGAAGCGGAAACGGCGCGAAACGCGGUCGCCGCCAGUCCCAGGAGUCGCGACGCCUGAUUCGAACAACGCGGACACGGGUACAAGCGACUAG
Molecule: messenger RNA, 1560 nt
Organism: Purpureocillium takamizusanense
Lineage: Eukaryota; Fungi; Ascomycota; Sordariomycetes; Hypocreales; Ophiocordycipitaceae
Exons: 3
Coding region: 1-1560 (519 amino acids)
Source: RefSeq, a predicted model, not a curated record